Messenger RNA from Raphanus sativus (radish), 591 nucleotides. RefSeq names its product iron-sulfur cluster assembly protein 2-like. The transcript is spliced from 3 exons. Gene Ontology annotation, biological process: intracellular iron ion homeostasis; iron-sulfur cluster assembly. NCBI's taxonomy places the organism in Eukaryota, Viridiplantae, Streptophyta, Magnoliopsida, Brassicales, Brassicaceae. The coding region runs from base 136 to 585 and encodes 149 amino acids. Gene Ontology annotation, cellular component: mitochondrial matrix; cytoplasm. The record is from RefSeq and is a predicted model, not a curated record. Gene Ontology annotation, molecular function: 2 iron, 2 sulfur cluster binding; ferrous iron binding.
AGAGAAGAGAGGGUACUUUGGUUGGAUAAUGAAUUAUGUUUUUUUUUUGUAUGGUUAUCUCAACUGAUUUCCCAUAUAUAAACGAGUCAAAGGAACUUAUCAGAAGGAAACGAAACCCUAAAUAAGACUCCGCCAAUGAUGCUGAAGCAAACUGCGAAAAAGACUUUUCUAGGGCUACGGAGUUCGACGGCGGGGCGCCGAUUCUACCACGAGAAUGUAAUAGAUCACUUUGAAAAUCCUAGGAAUGUUGGGUCCUUCAAGAGGGACGAUCCUGACGUAGGCACAGGAUUGGUUGGAUCUCCUGCCUGCGGGGACUUGAUGACCCUCCAGAUUAAGGUCGAUGAGUCCGGUCACAUCACUGAUUCUCGAUUCAAGACCUUUGGCUGCGGAGCCGCCAUCGCCGCUUCUUCCGUCGCUUCUGAAUGGAUCAAGGGCAAAACGGUAUCGGAAGUUAUGACCAUUAAGAACGCCUGCAUUGCAGUAUGCUUGCUGAGGACGCCAUCAAGUCCGCCGUCCAAAACUACAAGGAGAAGAAAGCAAUUGCCGAUGCCUAUGUGGCUUGAUUCUACGGAUGAUGAUCCAUGAUUUUUA